UGGUUUGAGUACCUCUCUCUCACAAACUAGGUUGCCCCUUUCCUUUCGCCUUCCCAUUUCUUUUGCCUUUUGUCUCAUUUUCCUGGUAGAUCUUCAAAGCUCAAGUCCCCAUUUCGUGACCUGUGGAAAUGAUGACGAUGAAGAAACUAUGCUGCUAUGAGCUUUACAUUUUCUGUUUUCUGUUGUGGGCUGCUCUUGUUUACUCCAAGCAUCAUGGAAACCCAGCAAAUGAUCUUGUCACCAUCAUCAACGAGAACCGAACAGCUCACAAGCUCCCACGGCUAAAUGACAGUCCCGGUCUUGGGUGCAUGGCCUUACAGUAUGUGGAGCUAUGCAAAUGGAACUGCACAGAGAACAAUUUGGUGAACUGCAAGCCAUCAGAAGAUGAUUUCACUGAAGUAUUCGCUCCCAAUUGCGGCGUAGAGCUCCCCACUUUCGGCACCAUUACCGGGCAAAUAGUAGGCUGUCAAAGGAAGUAUGUAGAGCCACCAUUAGCUUUCUCCAACAUUCUUUUUAAAAACAACAAAUCUUUGUCUCUGCUGAGGAAUAAAUCACAUACUGAGGUUGGAGCAGGCAUGGUUGGAGUCCAUAAAGGAUCAUUCUUUUGGUGCAUUUUGUUCAGUGAUGGCCUCACAAAUUCCACAUUUGAGCUUGAAAAUCGCGGUGCAGGGAUCAAGCAAAGGAUAGGAUGUUACAGCGGAAGCAAUGUUACAUGCAGUGAGGGAGGGAAAAUUAGUGCUGAUUUUUUCUUCUUUGUAUCUUUUAGUGUUGUUGUAUUCAGUUUACUUUUGCAACAGGUUUAGUGGUUUAUCUUUGAUAAUGCAACAGGUUUAGUAUAGUAUGUUUGUUUACUUGGCCAUGCCUUUGAUAAUGCACGGAUGUAUUCUUGAUUGUUGGAUGGUGUG
Molecule: messenger RNA, 905 nt
Organism: Neltuma alba
Lineage: Eukaryota; Viridiplantae; Streptophyta; Magnoliopsida; Fabales; Fabaceae
Exons: 2
Coding region: 129-803 (224 amino acids)
Source: RefSeq, a predicted model, not a curated record